Molecule: messenger RNA, 684 nt
Organism: Linum tenue
Lineage: Eukaryota; Viridiplantae; Streptophyta; Magnoliopsida; Malpighiales; Linaceae
Source: the annotation of a GenBank genome assembly
AUCGCUCGUUCGAUUCACUCCGCUGCAAAGGAAAUCGACGACGGGAAUUGGAAAUCAGCACAGGAAGGCGGCUACCGGAAAGUGAGAUGCGGAAGGCGCUGAGAAUCUACGGCGAGGUGCUCAGGCUGGUGAGGCGGCUGCCUAAGGAUACAAGGCCGUACUACGCCAAAUACGCCCGUGAAAACUUCGUCAACUACCGAGAACUGGACGCCAAUGACGACACGUCGCCCGAUGAGCUCUUCCAUCGAGCCUACAACCACUCCCUCUGGGUUCUCAACAAGGUGUACUCGGUGGAGGAGUCGGCAGCUAACAAGUUGAAGGAGAUUUGUUCCGGGUGAAAGCAGAAUUGAAUUGGCCCCGUGCGCGCCAGGUGUUUGUUGUUAUGCCAGAACGAGUAUGCUACUAUGUUUCCUUUCUUUCUUUCAUUUUUUUCUUCUGUAUUUUGCUCCUUCAACCCAUUUGGGUAUUUGGAUUCGGAGUUGAUUUUGGGAGCUGGAUCAUAAAAGGCCGUAGAUGUGGGGAGUAAUGGUGUUCUCUGUUGGUUCAUAAGCUAGAGCAGAGCCUUAAUUCUUCUACCUUCAUUUGAGAAUGGUAUCUAUCUGCUCCUGGGAGGUGAAUUAAAACAUGAAGGAGCUUGUACGCCUUCAUUUGAGAUAAUGAGAUUUCCAAGCCAAACAUUUUUUU